This is a messenger RNA of Aspergillus thermomutatus, 945 nucleotides long. RefSeq lists its product as uncharacterized. The transcript has 3 exons. The coding region runs from base 1 to 945 and encodes 314 amino acids. Lineage: Eukaryota; Fungi; Ascomycota; Eurotiomycetes; Eurotiales; Aspergillaceae. The record is from RefSeq and is a predicted model, not a curated record.
AUGAAGCUCAACGCUAUCCUCCUCUUCUCCCUCUUCGGCCUCGGCCUCGCUACUCCCGUCACCACCGACGACCACCUCGCUGCCCGUGGCGACAACGCUGACCUCAACAACGACGGCUCCUUCAUCCCCCAUCCCAAAUGCGAUGCCAACGGCCAGUGUCCUCAGUACUUCGGCUGCAGAAACGGCUAUUGCUACUGCCUCCCCUACCACCCCUACAGAGAUCAGCUCAAACAGAGACGUAUUCACAAAGCGUCGGACCUGACGCCCGACGACCGUGAAAAAUUAGACCGCUUGCGCCAACCCGCAGCGGAACGAGUUGCUGGUGGGGUAGUAUGGCUGCGCACGUGUUAUGAGCCCUCAACGGACGCGGCAUUUUCUGCGAUAAGUGUCCGUUUAAACCAGCAGUUGUUAAGCCCUCUCAACGAUGCGUCGUUGUAUGACUUCGGGGCCGACUGGUACAAGAUCUUCCUCCGCAUGCCACAGCUUUUGGAGCAUUUCGGAUCCGCCGAAGAGUACAAGGAGAGCGUGCAGGAGGCACUGCGACAGGGCAUGGAGUGGGAGGCUGAAGAUCCGGCGCAGGCAGAGGAGGAAGGGUACGAUCCAGAGGAGGACGGACUCCCAUGGCCUAUGUUCUACGCAGAAUACCACCGAGCCCUUGUUAUCGGACGGAUCCAUAUCGUUGACAAGAAGACGCUGGCCUCUGAGGGUCGGGACGCCGGCAAGGUUCUCAUUGUGUUCUAUGAUGAGUGUGGCAGAGUGGUGCGCUCGGCUCGUGCGGACGAAUGGUAUGCCGCGGACAUUACGUACCUGGACAAUUGCUACCUGGAUGAGCAUGGGUGCUGGGUGAAUGGGAGGAUAGGAAAGGAUUAUGACUGGGGAGGUCCAUUAGGUCCACCAUAUGGCGAGGAUGGUGAAGAUGAGGCCGAUGAGAGCGGUGAUGAAUGA